AGGGGGUUUCUGCUUUGCUAUUGUUUGAACUGCAGAUUGCCCCUUUAAUGGAUUGCCUUGUUCCUUAACCUCUCAGAAAAUGCAGCAGAGACUAAACCAGUUUUCAAAAAAGGAGAAGAGGAGCAAAACGUGUCCAUGUUGACCAUCUUCAAGAAGAUCUGGGUCCUGGCUCUCUCUGUGUGUUUUGCCUUCACCAUCACCAUCGGCACCUUCCCGGCAGUCACUGUGGAUGUGAAGUCUACCAUCGCUGAUGGAGGCACCUGGGAGCUGUACUUCAUCCCCGUGUGUUGUUUCCUGCUCUUCAACCUCAGCGACUGGGUUGGGAGAAGCCUUACUGCUGUGUGUAUGUGGCCUGGGAAGGACAGCAAACUGGUGCCCAUUCUUCUGGUGGCCCGUGUGAUCUUCGUGCCGCUCUUCAUGCUGUGCAAUGUUCAGCCCCGCUACAACCUGCCUAUCUUCUUUGAACACGACGCCUGGUUCAUCGUCUUCAUGAUAGUCUUUGCCUUUUCCAACGGAUACCUGGCCAGCCUUUGCAUGUGCUUUGGGCCCAAAAAAGUUGCUGCUCAUGAAGCGGAGACAGCUGGAGCCAUUAUGGCCUUCUUCAUGUCCCUGGGUUUGGCUCUGGGAGCUUCCCUCUCUUUCCUCUUCAGAGGCCUGGUCUAAAAUGGCGCCCUGUAGAGAACAUGACCCCAAAACCCCAAAUUGACCUAUAAAACUUGCAUUGUAACAAAUUGUCUGAAAUGUAUUUGUUUAUUUUUUAAACAAACCAUACUGAUUCACCUCAAAUCUGGUCUUCCAAAGAACGGAAGGUGGUAAGCAGCUCAAGACCAGGAUUCAAUCCGAUAGCACUUUGUUGGCUAUGCGCUAUUUAAAGGUCAUUUUCUAAUUGUACCGACAUAUACAGCGUUUACCGUGAAUGCGGUCUCCGUGAACACAGGAACAUUACCUUUAACAGCCGGUAGUGUGAGGAUUCUUUUGUUUGAAAGCUACCAAACUAACCAAAACUGAAUUAAGUAGAGCAUUUGUGAAAUUAGGCAUCUACAGGUUCCUACUGGGAGAUCACAUGCAAUUCAGUGCUUCCCUUUUUGAUUCUGUAGUAUUCCAAUUUGAAUCCUGAUGAAGCCAUGAAUCCUUAUGAAGCCAUGGGGUGGCAGGGCGCCUAGUGGUUAGAGCAUUGGACUAGUAACUGAAACGUUGCAAGAUUGAAUCCCCGAGCUGGCAAGGUAAAAAUCUGUCAUUCUGCCCCUGAACAAGGCAGUUAACUCACUGUUCCUUGGCCCUCAUUGAAAAUAAGAAUUUGUUCUUAACUGACUUGCCUAGUUAAAUAAAUGUGAAAUUUUAAAGAAUUAGCUCAAUACGAAGCAAACACAAUUUAUGGCUAUAUUAACUGCCAUUUAUUGGCAAAUAUAUUUAAUCAGUAUGAGUGCAAUAUACAGUGUAAUCAUGAAUAACACAAUCCCUACAAGAAAGUGAUGUGCAAUGAGAUCGACUCAGCGAGAUAACAUUGCAACGAGCCGCACGGCAGAUAUUGAGAUGAGCAUGAAUCUGCCAGUGGGAGGACCUAUAGGAGGACGGGCUCAUUGUAAUGGCUGGAAUGGAAUAGAUGGGAGUCAAACAUGUGGCUGGAUACCGUUUCAUCCCAUCCUACUAUAGCUCCUCUCACAGCCUUCUCUGGUAUCUGUGCAUGUGCAUGGGGGCACAUCACGCUGCCACAAUGGGACCAAAACAGCUGCGGGGUCAAAACAAAAUCAUUUUAGCCUUGUCCAUCAACACUCUUCGUUGUUGUGUAAAUGUACCUGUAUAGAGUUUACUUUGGGCAUGCAACGUCAUCUCACUGAGUCUACCUUUAGUCAUGUGCCCUAACGAGCUGACAAAAACAUGGACAAAGCCAAAUCAGCUCCAGGCCAUGGUCAUUUUGACAGCCACCAUUUUCGUUAAGAAAUUACACAAAGAGCUUUGUUACAAUGACUGUCGUUGCAAACUGCCAUAUCGCCAUGAUUUUGUUAAAUGUUGCUUACGGUAGUGUAUUGUUAAUGUCUUAAUGGAGUGUCACAAAAACAGUAUGGUUUUACUUUAAAUUAUGACAGUAUGAUUAGCAGCCUUUAAAAGCCUACUUUACAGUAGCAGGAGAUGAGGAACAAUAUCUUGAAUCUAUACCUAGCGGGGUAUCACUUAAAUGUUAUGUCCUAAUGUACAUACAGUCAUGUGAAAAAGUAAGUAUAUCCCCUGGAAAGUAGUAUUGUUUUUGUAAAUAUUUGGACAGAUGGAUAUGUAAUCUUCACUUCAACACUAUUGGCAGAUAAAGGUAACUUAAAUGAAACUCAAAGAUUAUAUUUUGCAAUCAUGUAUUCAUUAAAAAAAAUUACUUUGUAAAUUAAAAAUGGAACCAUGUGUAUUUUUCCAGGUUUUUAAUCUGUGAAGAGUCUUUAAUAAAACUUUAAUGCA
This is a messenger RNA of Oncorhynchus gorbuscha (pink salmon), 2445 nucleotides long. RefSeq names its product equilibrative nucleoside transporter 1-like. Gene Ontology annotation, molecular function: nucleoside transmembrane transporter activity. Gene Ontology annotation, biological process: uridine transmembrane transport; nucleoside transmembrane transport. The record is from RefSeq and is a predicted model, not a curated record. The transcript is spliced from 5 exons. Lineage: Eukaryota; Metazoa; Chordata; Actinopteri; Salmoniformes; Salmonidae. Gene Ontology annotation, cellular component: plasma membrane. The coding region runs from base 136 to 663 and encodes 175 amino acids.